CAGCGAUGAUAUAUCCGUUCACUUGCUCGCCGAACGUCGAGGUCUCGAGUCGUUUUCGAUCGUACACCGUGACCGGUUUGCCUACGAUCCAUAUCCAUCUUUGCGAAGGGCAUCCUUGCCGUUACAGCCUGCAUUCGCCACAACCUAGUGGCGUGCUUCGAUCGACAGUUGGAGCUAAAAAAUCCUUCGCUCCACGGGAAUCAACGUUUGUCAAGCAGCCUUUCGCACGAACCCGCUAAUCAACAAUGGCAUCGAGACUUCGAAAGUUCGGCGUGACAGCAGCCGGUAUCGCGAUCGGUGCCGCCCUGUCCACCUAUGCCCUGCAGCACAAAGAUACGCCCCAGUAUCAGGUUCAAAUGGAGGAAAUGCAACGUAUUCGACGUAAGCGAACGCUGCCUUCACGAUCGGAACAGAUCAAGGCGCUGCAGAGCGACGAAGAGUACGAUGUGCUGAUCAUCGGUGGGGGAGCCACUGGCGCAGGCUGUGCACUGGAUUCGGUCACGCGCGGUCUAAAAACCGCCCUGGUCGAAGCGGACGACUUCGCCAGCGGUACCUCGUCACGAUCUACCAAGCUGAUCCAUGGUGGUGUGCGAUAUCUGCAGAAAGCCAUUCUCGGUUUGGACAUUGAACAGUACCGGAUGGUCAAAGAAGCUCUGCACGAGCGCGCCUCAAUGUUGCGAUCGGCGCCACAUCUGACCAGACCACUGCCGAUCAUGCUUCCCGUUUACACCUGGUGGCAAAUUCCGUACUUCUGGGUCGGUAUUAAGGCGUACGAUUUCGUUGCUGGCGAUCGUAACGUGAAAAGCUCGUACUAUCUGUCACGCGCCGAUGCACUGGAACUGUUUCCUAUGCUGCGCGGCGAUAAACUGUGCGGAGCUAUCGUGUACUACGACGGACAGCAGGAUGACGCACGCAUGAAUCUGGCCAUCGCACUGACCGCGGCACGCCAUGGCGCUGCCAUCACGAAUCACGUCGAGGUGUUGGAGCUGCUGAAGAAAAAGGGCGACGAUGGUAAGGAUGUGCUGUGUGGCGCCAAGGUCCGCGAUAAUAUUAGCAAAAAGGAGUGGACGAUCAAGGCAAAGUGUAUCAUCAACGCUACCGGUCCGUUUACGGACUCGAUCCGCAAAAUGGAUAACCCGACGGUAAAGGAAAUCUGCUGCCCGAGCUCGGGCGUGCAUAUUGUGCUGCCGGGAUACUACAGCCCACAGCAGAUGGGUCUGCUCGAUCCGGACACUUCGGACGGUCGCGUUAUCUUCUUCCUGCCCUGGCUGAACGGCACGAUCGCCGGUACUACGGACUCGCCGUGCGAUGUAACGCGCACCCCCACGCCCACCGAGGACGAGAUCCAGUUCAUUCUGAGCGAAAUCAAGAACUAUCUCAACAAGGACGUUGACGUUCGUCGUGGUGAUGUGCUGUCGGCGUGGAGUGGCAUCCGACCGCUGGUGUCCGAUCCGAACAAGGAGGACACGCAAUCGCUGGCUCGCAACCACAUCGUGCACGUGAGCGACUCGAAGCUGAUCACGAUUGCCGGUGGCAAGUGGACGACGUUCCGAGCGAUGGCCGAGCACACGAUCGAUGCUGCCAUCAAGGCGUGCAACCUGAAGCCCGAGCGCGGUUGUGUCACCGAUGGGCUGUGGAUUGAGGGUGCCCAGGGAUGGACACCGACGAUGUACAUCCGCUUGGUGCAGGAUUUGGGUCUGGAGGUAGAGGUAGCCAAACAUCUGGCCAUAUCGUACGGCGAUCGUGCGUUUGCCGUGGCCAAGCUGGCUACGCUGACUGGCAAGCGUUGGCCCAUCAUCGGCAAGAAGCUGCAUCCGGAAUUCCCGUACAUUGAUGCGGAGGUACGCUACGGCAUUCGCGAGUAUGCCUGCACUUGCGUGGACAUGAUUUCGCGCCGUUUGCGACUGUCGUUCCUGAAUGUGCAGGCCGCUAUCGAGGCCCUCCCCAUGAUUGCAGACAUCAUGGCGGAGGAGCUAAAGUGGUCAAAGGACGAAAAGGAACGUCAGAUAAAGCAGUGCGAACACUUCCUGCAGACGCAGAUGGGCCACCAAGCUAACCGCACACUGAAGGAGAAGGUACCGAUCAAUCUCUCCAAGCAGGAGGUCGACAUGUACGUGAAGCGCUUCGAAACGAUCGACAAGGAAAAGAAGGGCUACGUGUCUAUCACCGACAUUAAGCGCGCAAUGAAGUCGUUCGGCGAUGCGGAGGUCAGUGGCGAAGAACUGCACGACAUUCUCAAGGAAAUCGACACCAACAUGAACGGACAGGUCGAGCUGGAGGAGUACCUACAGAUGAUGUCGGCAAUCAAGUCCGGAUUUGUAUCGCACUCGCGGUUUGCUGCGGUGGCGGAACAGGAAGAAAUCCGCAAGGAGCAGGAACGUCUCAAGAAGCAGAUCACCAUCGAGCGAUCUGGAGCCACUCAACGAAAGUCAAACUAAAACUCUGCGCGUUUGUGUCUUCAAACUGCCGCCACUAAAGCAUGUCCUCUACCUGUUUAAUCCACCUACAUUUGCACUCAAUGCGCAUUUGUGUGAACACCGUUGUGCAUUUGCGAGGCUAGAAACCAAAGCUCCCAAAGCAUAUACACUCACCAAGAAACCUCCUAUUUGUAUCCCGUUGUUGUUAAUAUGAUUGCAUUUUUGCGCAUCGUAUGCAGUUGUGUAUCUGUAAAAGCUGUCCAACUGUCGCUGUUCGCUUGCCAAGCGAAUGGAACGGCGGGCAGUGUAUUGCUAACCAGACCCUGCGUGCUGAUAGUAAAUCGAGUAACUUAUUCUAUUUUGUAAGAUCAUACCAAUGUACAUAUAAUUGUUGUAAGUCACAGCGCAUUGUAAGUGUAAUUACCACUCUCGGAUUGUUUACUGUUUGGAGAAGUUUUCUGGAAGUUCAACCAAAUGAACGCGAACCUCCGAAAGAUAGAUAAAAUGAAGAAAUCGUACAAAAACGAACAAACACACCAAGAGAGCAUUAUAAAAAAUUUAAGCACUGUCUCCAUUGCUCUUUGCUCAUUGGUGGUGGAGAUUUGAUGUUUCUUUGAUGUUCUGUUAAAUCCAACGCGAUCGAUUUUUAAACGCCAAUAGGACA
Anopheles merus is the source of this 3081-nucleotide messenger RNA. It is a transcript of the gene Gpo1, whose product is annotated as glycerol-3-phosphate dehydrogenase, mitochondrial. The record is from RefSeq and is a predicted model, not a curated record. Gene Ontology annotation, cellular component: mitochondrion; glycerol-3-phosphate dehydrogenase (FAD) complex. Bases 246 to 2438 code for a protein of 730 amino acids. Gene Ontology annotation, biological process: glycerol-3-phosphate metabolic process. Lineage: Eukaryota; Metazoa; Arthropoda; Insecta; Diptera; Culicidae. Gene Ontology annotation, molecular function: calcium ion binding; glycerol-3-phosphate dehydrogenase (quinone) activity. The transcript is spliced from 7 exons.